Molecule: messenger RNA, 486 nt
Organism: Aspergillus melleus
Lineage: Eukaryota; Fungi; Ascomycota; Eurotiomycetes; Eurotiales; Aspergillaceae
Gene: cyn1
Product: putative cyanate hydratase
Exons: 3
Coding region: 1-486 (161 amino acids)
Molecular function (GO): DNA binding; cyanate hydratase activity
Source: RefSeq, a predicted model, not a curated record
AUGUCUUCGAUCGCAACUCUCGACACCACCCAACACCCCAAUCUCCCGGCCUCAUCCGCCACCCUCUUCAGCGCCAAAGCGACUAAGAAGCUCAGCUUCGAGCAAAUCGCGUCGCACAUCGGUCGCAAUGAAGUCGCCACGGCUGCCAUCUUCUACGGCCAAGCCAAAGCCUCUCCCGAGGACAUCGAGAAGCUCGCCGGCCUGCUGGACAUCGACCACGGCUCCUUGGAGGCUCAGCUAAGCGGCUUCCCGGAUAGGGGCCGAUCCGUGGAAAUGCCUCCCAAAGAACCGCUCAUUUACCGGUUGUAUGAGAUCGUGCAGAACUACGGAUAUGCGUAUAAGGCGGUGCUGAACGAGAAGUUUGGAGAUGGUAUCAUGAGUGCGAUCUCGUUCUCUACUAAGGUGGAGAAGGAGACGGAUCAGGAUGGGAACAACUGGGCCGUGAUUACGCUGCGGGGAAAGUGGCUGCCCUUUUCCAGGUUCUAA